AUGGGAUAUGUGGAAAAUACUAUAAUAGGUACAAGAACAACGAUUACAAUCAAUACUAGAGUAAAAGAAAAUCCUGGUGAAUUUCGCAUUGACAAUGGAAUUUUAUUUUGUAAUUUUUGUGACCAUUCUGUUGAUUGGAUACGAAAGUCAACGGUUGAUGACCACCUUAAUAGUAAAACACAUAAAGCUAAGAAAAAUCUGUAUGAAAAUAAACAACGUCAACUUCAACAAACACUUGUUACCUCUCUUGCUUCUUCUGAGUCUAAAAAAAUUAUAAUUCACGAUUUAAUUGAAGCCUUUGCUAUAGCAGAUAUCCCUUUAGAAAAGUUGAUUCGUUACUUAAUUUUUUUUAGAAAACAUUGUAAAGAAGGUGGCGCUAUUCCACAAGCAGCAACGUUACGUCAACU
Messenger RNA from Entrophospora candida, 407 nucleotides. Lineage: Eukaryota; Fungi; Glomeromycota; Glomeromycetes; Entrophosporales; Entrophosporaceae. The record is from the annotation of a GenBank genome assembly.